GAAAAAGGAAAAAAACACAGAAGGGGUUGGAGAGAAACGGAUCAGGGGCGGAAGGUUCCAGCCCUAGCACAGCAAUGGCGGGUUGGUGCGAGGAGGCGGUGGCGUUGCUGCAGCGCCCCGCGGCGGCGGAGAUGGCCGUCGACGUGCUGCUCUGCGCGGUGCCGAUCUGGGCCGCUGUCAUGAUCGGCCUCGUCGUCGGCUGGUCCUGGCGCCCGCGCUGGACGGGGCUGCUCUUCCUCGGCCUCCGCACCCGCCUCCGCAUCAUCUGGCUGCCGCCCGGCCUCGGGGCCCGGCGGCUCUGGUUCGCCUGCACUGCGCUCUCCGCCUGCUCCGUCGCGCCCAGGCUCCUCUCCUCCGCAUUCCGCCGCUGCAGAGGUAAGCAACAGGACAAGGCCUCCCCUGAGGAUACUGCUGCUGUGGCUCGGGACGGCGGAGGUUGCGCCGAUGGCAGGACAAAUUUUGAGGGUGAACAUGAUACUGUCACUGAGAAGGACCUAGAACUUCUCCUUCAACUUUUAGAUAAUAAGGAAAGCGGGGAUACAGCUUGGCAGAAUUUGAUGGAGCGUACAACCUCCAACAUGACCUACAAGGCCUGGCGGCGUGAGCCUGAGGAGGGACCUAUAAUGUACUGCAGCCGCACUAUUUUUGAGGAUGCUACACCUGAACUGGUUAGAGAUUUCUUCUGGGAUGGUGAUUUUCGUCUAAAGUGGGAUCCCAUGCUUGCAUACUCCAAAUCUUUGGAUGAGUUCCCUCAGAAUGGAGCAACAAUUGUCCACUGGAUAAAAAAGUUCCCAUUCUUUUGCAGUGACCGUGAAUACAUCUUUGGAGGACGCAUAUGGGAAUCUGGGAAGACUUACUAUUGUGUUACAAAGGGUGUUCCAUAUCCAUCAUUGCCCAAGAAAGAAAAACCAAGGCGUGUGGAGUUGUACUUCUCAAGUUGGCGUAUUAGAGCUGUUCAAUCGCCUAAACAUGUGGGUCAGCAAUCUGCGUGCGAAGUAACUUUGGUUCACUAUGAGGACAUGGGCAUACCAAAAGAUGUAGCCAGGGUUGCUGUUCGCCACGGCAUGUGGGGUGCUGUGAAGAAACUUCAGUCUGGGUUCAGAGCGUACCAGCAAAUGAGAGACACAGAAAAUACCCUGUCACACAGCGCCAUUAUGGCUCGAAUGACCACCAGGGUAUCCAUCACGGCUUCGAAUGGUGGCUUAGACCAUGACCUCUCCAUCGCCGAUAAAAUCAGUGGCGAGAAUGACAGCUCCCAUGCAGUUCAGCAUGGUUUUGACUGGAAGUGGGUGGUUUUUGGUGGUGCGGUGGCUGCGGUUUGUGUGCUCAACACCGGACUGGUAGGCAAGGUCCUGUUGCUUGGAGCAGCGAGACGGCAGGCAAAGAAGUGAUGUGAGGAGCAACCUUCCAGCCUCUGCAGAAAGGCAUUCGUCAGGCUGUAGCUACAACCGUACAGGCAAAAAGUAUUGAGGAAAUAGGUGGGGUUCGACAGAUAUAAUUGCAAUGUGUAAUUUUGGAUUGUGCACUUGUGCAGUAGAUGUAGCAUGCUUGCUACCAUAACAGAUUCCGCUGUAUCAGGAAUCGCUGGCUAAUACUCCGUAUAUCUGAAGAUCUAAGAGGUCACUGCAUGUUUGCAGCUUUCUAUGUUCGAUAUACGUAUAACGGCACUGCAUGUUAUAAGAGAAAUCCAUUCUCUGACACUGAACAGCCUUUUAACAUUUCUUUC
This is a messenger RNA of Zea mays, 1726 nucleotides long. Its product is annotated as Polyketide cyclase/dehydrase and lipid transport superfamily protein. Gene Ontology annotation, molecular function: lipid binding. Lineage: Eukaryota; Viridiplantae; Streptophyta; Magnoliopsida; Poales; Poaceae. The transcript is spliced from 6 exons. The record is from RefSeq and is marked predicted. Bases 75 to 1391 code for a protein of 438 amino acids.